UAGUAGUACUACUGUAGGCCUGUGUAUUACAGCUAUACCCACUAGAGUGUUAGAAGUGUCUACGCCAAUGAUAGCCCUCCUAUAGUAGGGCAGUAUUACUACAGAGCAACUGGCUCAUUCAUACUGGCUGCCUGUUAUAGUGCUAAAGGUAUACCCCAGAGCUUACUAUACCUACCAGGACUGUAGGACAGGCAACAAGUGUGUGGUAUUACAGUGUAUAUAGAAGGCAUUUACUACACCUAACUAUACAGCAUACAGAGCUACGGAAAAAAAGUGCAAAUAUUCUUGAGGAUAUUUUUUAUAACAUUUGUUCAAAAAUAAUACAGGAUUUACUAAAAAAGAAAUAAUUUCUUUAUUAUCAAACUUACGUUGAUAUAAUGAAGGUGUGAAAAAAAUUACUUUCUACAUAAAUUUCACUUCUUUUUUGUCUCAACAUUUCUUCACAAUUCGUUGAUGGAAAUGGUGUUGAUCAUUUUCUCUGUGGAUUAUAAGACUUUAUAAUGGAUUGUGUUUUGGGAUGUAAAAAAGAUACUGUACCAGUCAGUUGUACACCUGUAAAUAGAUUGCCAUAAUCUUACAAGUUUUCUACAGAAACCGUGGAAUUUAUCUCAACAACUUACAGCUUUAUAGUAAAAGGUGUGGUAACAUUUCGGAGAAAUGAUGGAAGACGGUACGAGAAUAAACAUGGGAUUCUGUGGUCGAUGCUAUCUCCUCACAUGGUCAGCAGUAUUUCUUAGUCUUCUGGCCACUGUCCAGCCACUGCAGUCAUGGAGAAAAGAUUCAGGAUGUUCAGAUGGUUCAUUUGGAUAUAUUUUUGGCCACAAUGACAUGGCCACGUGUCGUGGACAGUGGCAGGGCCACAUCAGAAACAGUAGCGAGUUGUGUGCCCCAGGUUGGGGUGUGUGUUCAUGGCAGGAUGCAGGACGUCUACGCGGUGUUCGAUGGGAAGAGGCUGUGUCAGUGCACGGCUGCUUCGCCUAUAAUGCUGCCAACGAUGGCGGAAGAUGUCGUGAAUGUGACAAUGACAUGGAAAGUGACGACUUAGCUGGAAUUGGAGUGGGCUGCCCUCACCAAAACUUUGGUCAGACAUCGUGCAUCUCCGGAGGUCGGAUUGAUGCGAGUUGUUGCGUUGAUGCCCACUUCAACACUGCAUGUCACUAUCGUCCUACCAUGUCUGGAGUAUUGUGUUGUCGCAAGCCAAGUGAGUUCAAAGCAGUGGAGAAACCAAGGAUCCUUGUUCGACCACGGCCGGUGAUGCAAGUGACCACUGGUCAGAUCUUCUUGUUGACCUGCCAGGCCCGUGGAACCCCGCCCCCUCGCACCCAAUGGUACAAGGAUGGGACACAGAUCACUAAGGGCAGCAAACGCAUCCAGCUUCUCACCUCAGGUGACCUUCUGGUAACCAUGGCGAGAAGGUCGGACUCUGGCCUGUACAGUUGUGAGGUCAUCAACAGUGAGGGAAUUGAUAUGGCCAGCUCUAUAGUGGUCAUUCGAGAGCACCUGUCGGGCUGUCGCGAUGGUUCCACGGAAGGAUUACAAACCCACGAGUAUGUUCAUGCCUGUGCUGGAAAGUGGGCGGGGCAUGUCAGGAAAGGCCGGAGUCUAUGUAGGAAAGGCUGGAAAGUGUGUAGUCCAACUGACUCGGAGAUUCUCCGGGACCUGUCUUGGAUGGACGUAUUUGAUGUUAACGGGUGUUACGCUUACAAUGCUGCCAGUCGUCAAGGCACCUGCCGCAGAUGUAAAAAGGGAAACAUGGCAGGGUUCGGGAGGAAAUGCGGAAAACUACGAUACUCUAAACAAUCGUGCUUAUCUCAAGGUCGAAUAGAUGUGUUCAAGGUGAAAGACAAGACCAAGGGAUGCUCCUAUAGAGAGGGAGUCACAUCGGGGGUCCUCUGCUGUAAAAAGUCAGCCAGCCAAUCACCAGCACAGAAGCCGUUACCAUCGGCGACCUGUACUCCAACAUGUGUCAACAGCGGUAAAUGUGUUGGUCACAACACAUGUCGGUGUCCACAGGGAUACAAAGGCGCCAUGUGUCAGAAUCCUGUUUGCAGUAAGAGUUGUGGAGCACGAGCAGUGUGCAUCAAGCCAGAGAAGUGUCAAUGUAUGCCAGGGUUCACAGGCAAGGGAUGUCGGCGCAAGCUUAAACACAUCUGUAAAACUCCCUGUCUAAACGGUGGUCGCUGUCGUAAAGGAAAGUGCAAAUGUGGGCCAACACACCACGGAAGAUCAUGUCAACAUUUAUUGGAAAGUUUGAAGUUAUCACAUCUAAACCGAACGGAGCGAUGAGAUCUGCUUUCCUGUGACCAUUUGUGAUAAAUCGCUCAAAUCGCUGCCAAAGGACACAACCCACCAUCGUGAUGACAUGUCCGUACUUGUAUUCUUGACUCUUUGUGGUUGGUGUUGUACACCGCAGUCAACUAUUAUGAAUCUCUAAAAUGGACAGUGUAUCAUGACAUUGAAGAUGUGAUCGUUAUGACAUAAACACACAGUGAUAUGACAUGGGACGUCGUGGAUUCAUAAACGUCAUGGAUCCAUAAACAAGUAAAUGUUGAUAAGAUGUACUCCACCGUUCAUGUGCAGAAACAGAAAAUAGCUGGAUUUUUUGUUGAUAUGAAAAACAAUGUUAACAAAUACCUGUAAUGCUAAAAACACUUUUUCAUGAGUGUGAAAAUUCAACAGUUGUGAUUUUCUGUUAAACCCGAAGAAGAUUACCUACAAUGUUUGGUGAUCUCUGCCUAUCAAAGAAAUCCAAAGAGCUGACAGGAAGCUUUAAGCCAUGACAUGUAAAUGGAAAAUGAUAAUAAUGGCAGAAACUGUGGAAAACUACAGAGACCUUCGUUGUGAGAAAUAAACUGGCCUGUGGUUGCCACGGAAACCUGCUUUGUGAGAAAGUAAAGUGGCCUCUGGUUGCCACGGAUACCUGCUUUGCGAGAAAGUAAAGUGGCCUCUGGUUGCCACGGAUACCUGCUUUGCGAGAAAGUAAAGUGAUCUCUGGUGGCCAUGUUACCUGUGGCUCAGAACUUCUAACCAAGUACUUUGUCUCCAUGUGUAACCUCCAUUAAUGGUAGAUCUGCCGUGCUGUAGGGUAUAGAGUGGUAUAGCCACGGACUGAAGUGGUACCUGUCUGUGACAGUACCUAUCAGAUAUAGUGUUCAUAAGAGAUAUUCAAAGACAAUAUAUGAAGGGCUGUGUGUAAAUAUAGCAGUGUUCUUAGUCUGUAAAAAGCUUGUAAAUAAUCUUUUAUUUAUAUACAUCUACAAACAAGUCCCAUAACUCUUGUCAGUCAAGGGAGAACAAACUUCCUGAAUUUCACCAUAAAUUUUGUUUCAGUACAUAGAAUUAUUUUUAUUUUAUAUACAUGUACAAUGUACUGUGUAUCUUUAAAUGUGUAGACUUAAAGAAUGUCUAAAACUUACUAGUGUUUGAGGUUAAAUAUGAUGAAACUAUGUUGUUGUCCUUUGAAAUAUUGCUAGGGAACAAAAGAGUGUGGUGAUGUGAGGCUAUGACAAGUAAUAAUAUAUGUAUCAGUCUUUAAAUGUUGUAUGUGUAUUGUAUGCAGACAAAUGAUUAUUGUGUAAUUAUAACGAUAUUUAUGUGUAUAUACUGUAUCUGGUUGUGAGGUAAUGAUUGAUGUAGACCAUUCUCUCAAGUGUUAGGUUACAGGUGACACUUUAAGAAAACAGGUAUGGAAGCAGUUCAAUUAUGUCUUAUUUUUUGAUAUUUGAAAUUUUGUGGGAGAAAAUGAUGUUUGUGUUUUUCUAAAUCUAACUUUUUAUGAAUCCAAAAUGAAAAUAUUUUUUUUUAUCCAUAUGAAAUGAACAUAUAUUCUUCUGCUACAUUGAACAAACUCCAGGGACAAAAUUUGAGAAACAGGAAUACAUGUGUAAUUGCAAUCAUAAUCACAUCGUAACCAUAGGAACAACAUGGCGGGAAUGUCUGAAGAAUAUCUAGAAAAUCCUGUACCAUCCUUAUUACAUUCUUAUGCAAUAAGCAUCAAUGUUGAAAUACUAGGAAUUGGGAAAACUGCUUCAUUUGUAAUCCAGGGCAUAUUUUCAAAUGUUCAUAUGCAAAUUAUGAAGGAAAUUUUCAUUUUAUAUUUUGAAAUAUUUGUUGUAUAUUUUGAAAUUUCUAACUGUUAAUUAUGAAAUUUUAUUUUGAAAUAUUUAUGUAUAUUUUGAAAUUUCCAUUGCAUGUUUAUAGAUAAACUAUAGCUGAACAUGUAUAUUCUGAGUUUGUAGGUAAAGUAGAAAUCUCAUUUCCUAAUACAGAAAAAAAUGUAGUUAGAAUCAUUAUUUCUGUGAAUUCAAAAAUUUUAACUGUACAUGUAUUUGGAGCCUAUAUUAACACAAAUUAAAAUGAACACUACCCCGUGUAAUGUUUAUGAUGCAACAAAAAGACUGAUACUACAAACACAUAUAUGUAUAGGCAAUGUAAUAUAUUUUUCCAGAGAGGGAAGGGUGGGGGAGUGGUGUCCAAAAUUAAUUAGGUAAUAUUCAAUUCAACAAUACAUACAUCACCAUUCAAUUUUUCAGUUUAGACAGAUACAUCGAUAUAAAUCUACCUCAUGUUAUAUACAAAGUUUAUUUGUAUAUUUUUUAGAAUUUUGCGCAAUGUUUAUUGCGUGAGUUAUAUGUAGGUGAUAUGGUAGUUGAAGUGUAAACCAGAAUGUUCUCUAAUGCUCCCUAUCAUGUGUAUGCUUCAAACUGCCAGUAAAAUUAGAAAUCACAGCAUUAAACAUAUAGUCACAACUUUAGUGUCCAUGCUAACCAUGUAUGUAUUUUCUGUCAUUGUUCCAUAUUGAUUUUGUAAAGAAAGGUAGCUUUUUUUCUUAAAAUCUGUAAUAUUGUGUCAAAAUAUUAAGUCUCUGCAAAAAUAUAUAAGGGAAACCAAAAAGUUAAUUUUCACAUUGUUUAGACCAUAAACAUGAAAAACAAAACACUGAAUGUUAUUCAUAAACAUUUUUUCUGCUUAUUUAAAAAGUCAUUUUCAAAAUUAAAUACAUUGUUUGCUUACCUGGGAAUUUGUGACUUUGAGGUAGGGGGAAAAUUGCUAGACAUGGAAUAUAAGAUGUCAUACUUAGGGAAGGGUAGAUAUUGUCAGUCUGGGGAUUUGGGAUGACGUCAUAAUUAGGGAAGGGUAGAUAUUGUCAGUCUGGGGAUUUGGGAUGACGUCAUAAUUAGGGAAGAGUAGAUAUUGUCAGUCUGGGGAUUUGGGAUGACGUCAUACUUUGGGAAGGGUAAAUAUUGUCAAGCUGAGGAUUUGGGAUAAAGUCACACUUUACAGAAGUGUAGAUAUUGUUUUUGUUUAAGUUGAUUUUGAUUAAGCACCACAUUGUUGAGUCAUGUCAUAUGUUAAGUUUCCUUCUUUAUUGUUAUAUUUGUAAAUGUCAUCGGUUAUUUACGAAAUCAUCACCUGUUAUCGCUACAAUACAGAAUAUCAUCAUAAUCUCUGUUAUCAUUGAUAACGGAAUAUUAUUGUCAUUGGUAUAUGAAAUGUCAUCACUUAUCGAUUUUCAUCAAUGACGUCAUAUUAAAAUAACCUGUUAUCAAGGAUACCAGUGAUGUAUGCUGUCAGUGAUACAUUCAUUUGUUACAAUUGAUGACAUUUUAAAUGAAAGUGCAAAUGAAGCGAAUGCCAGUGAUAUCAAAUAAUAAAGAACACGUGUAAAAAUGA
This is a messenger RNA of Pecten maximus, 5673 nucleotides long. Its product is annotated as neurogenic locus notch homolog protein 1-like. The transcript is spliced from 11 exons. Gene Ontology annotation, cellular component: extracellular region; cell surface. NCBI's taxonomy places the organism in Eukaryota, Metazoa, Mollusca, Bivalvia, Pectinida, Pectinidae. Gene Ontology annotation, molecular function: signaling receptor binding. Gene Ontology annotation, biological process: anatomical structure development. The coding region runs from base 658 to 2286 and encodes 542 amino acids. The record is from RefSeq and is a predicted model, not a curated record.